AUGGACGCCUCUGCUGAUACCGUCAAAGAGUUCACGAGACACACCAGUUCUUACAAGAUUCCGGUUAUUGAUGUUUCUGGGCUGAUAAGUUUGAGUUCUCGUCUGAAAGGAAAGGUUGUAAGGUUCGAAAAGAUAGCCGAAGCUCUUCAUUUGGGUAUAAAAGAUGUGAAAAUUAAUUGGAAGUCAACUGGUGUUGUUCCUGGUCUCUACCUUUGUUUUCUAAUUAGUAAGGCUAAAGAGUCGGCUAAGAAAGAACAUUGGAAUGAUUUCAGUCGGUUGCUUGCUGUUAUGAUUUAUGGUAUUGUGCUAUUUCCAUCUAAGGAGAACUUUGUGAGUUUAUCAGCUAUUUGUGUUUUCAUGAACAAGAAUCCUGUGCUAACAUUGCUUGCGGACACUUAUAUGUCUAUCCACUCUAGGCAUGGAAAGAGGGGAUACGUUGUUGGCUCCUGUCUCCCUUUGUUGUAUCACUGGUUCAUGUUGCAUUUGCCGGUGAAAGGGCCACUUGUUCUCAAGAAAGGUUCUCUUCAGUGGUCAGACAGGAUUGUUAACCUUACUUCCUUUGAGAUCAGGUGGAAUUAUUGUGUGGGGAAGGUUUGGAACAUCAUUACUAGUUGUGGUCAGUACUCCAAUGUCCCUCUCAUGGGAACUAGAGGUUGUAUUAAUUACAAUCCCACGCUUUCCUACUGCCAAUUGGGAUAUGCGAUGGAAGGCCCUCCGAAGGAUGCACAAAUAGCUGAAUCAGUGUAUUUUGCCGAUGGUAAAGAUCUUAUGGAGCUGGAGAAGAUAGCAUCUGCUUGGACAAAAGUUCAUAAGAAAGAUCAAACCACUUUAAGCAAGAAGGUUCCUAUUGCUAUGGGUCCUUAUAGGGAUUGGAUCAAGGCAAGAGUUAAAGAUUUGUUGUUGCCAUUUGCAAAGUCAGAUCCAUUGUAA
This is a messenger RNA of Vicia villosa (hairy vetch), 930 nucleotides long. RefSeq lists its product as uncharacterized. The coding region runs from base 1 to 930 and encodes 309 amino acids. The transcript is spliced from 2 exons. NCBI's taxonomy places the organism in Eukaryota, Viridiplantae, Streptophyta, Magnoliopsida, Fabales, Fabaceae. The record is from RefSeq and is a predicted model, not a curated record.